AUGUCUGACCUCAGCGUCAAGUUGGGGGUCUUGCGACUUGGACGAGUCGCCGGCAAGUGCAAGUAUACACUGAUAGAUGAGAAGGAUGUAAACCUGGUGCAGCAAUAUGCAGUUGAGCCAAGAGUUGAGGUGGACAAAAAUGGCAAUGGAGCCUGCAUCUACGCAGUUGCUCAUGACAUAAGCCGAGGUCACUGCAGUGGGAAGUACCUGCACGAGCUGCUCUGGGAAAGUCACAAUGGAGGCAUCGCUCCCGGCUGGCGAGUCACCCACAAGAACCAUGUGACGGUUGACAACCGCUUGGACAACCUGGAGUUGGUCAAGGAUAACAGACAGGCUCAGGUGCCUUCACAACCUGACGAGUCUUCAGGGAGUCAGACCAAGAACCGGGAGAACAGUCUCUACUGGAUUACCAUCAUGCAGCUUACUGGGGAUCCCCUGGAAGUGAAUUACCCACAUUUCAGCAAGUGGUAUGACUUCAAUGGAGAUAUCGUAGGCCCAGUAGAUGGAAGUUAUGUUUAUUAUGAGUGUCACUACGCACCAUGCACACGUAUGGAGAGGGAAAUCCGAGAAUUCAGUAUAUGUGGGAGAUGUCAGGAAGUCAGAUACUGCGGGACAUCUUGUCAAGAGAGAGAUUGGCCAGCACACAAGCGGCUCUGCCAGAAGAGAGGGAGGCAGGUUCGGGAGAGUUCUCCAGAUCGGUGA
Molecule: messenger RNA, 702 nt
Organism: Candidula unifasciata
Lineage: Eukaryota; Metazoa; Mollusca; Gastropoda; Stylommatophora; Geomitridae
Source: the annotation of a GenBank genome assembly